AUGGGUGGCAAGAGCGUGGCGCUGUCCAAGUACACUGGCCGCGUCACGGUACUCGUCAACACAGCCUCCCUCUGCAGCUUCGCCGCCUCGAAUCUGGAGAAACUCAUACACAUCCAGGCGUCGUACGGACCACGUGGCGUCACCGUCCUCGCGUUCCCGUGCACACAGUUCGCCAACCAGGAGCCGAAGACGGACGAGGCGGUUGCGGCGUGGGCGCGGGAGUGGGGAGUCAACUUCGACAUGUUCGACAAGGUAAAGGUGCGGGGCGGAGACGCGCAUCCGCUGUUUCACAUGCUGCAAGACUCACUCGGCCCAAUCCGGUGGAACUACACGAAGUUCGUGUGCGAUCGCGACGGCAUUCCGCGGGUAAAGCUUGCACCGAGCUGUCCUCGCGAGGAGCUGGAGCGCUCUAUCGAGCAGCUGCUGCGCUAG
Messenger RNA from Trypanosoma grayi, 432 nucleotides. Its product is annotated as glutathione peroxidase. The coding region runs from base 1 to 432 and encodes 143 amino acids. The record is from RefSeq and is a predicted model, not a curated record. Lineage: Eukaryota; Euglenozoa; Kinetoplastea; Trypanosomatida; Trypanosomatidae. Gene Ontology annotation, molecular function: glutathione peroxidase activity. The transcript has a single exon. Gene Ontology annotation, biological process: response to oxidative stress.